CCAAAAACUAAACCCUUAGUAGGCAACUGAUGAUGGUCAAUCUCAGCCGUCGAUUGGCCGCCGGGGAUCCGGCGCUGGUCCGAAGGUUCUCUACGGAGGUGAGAGCGGCGGCGGCGCCCGAACAGGAAGACCGUCUGUACAGGAGAUUGUCUGCUUUGGGGCGCAACACUGGAAUGGUGGCGCGCACCAUAAAUGAGUACAUACGCGAGGGCAGAGCCGUCAGGAAGUUAGAGCUCGAGAGGUGUAUCAACGAACUCCGCAAAUAUAAACGACAUCGCGACGCUCUCGAGAUAAUGGAGUGGAUGGAGUUUCGGAAGUUUAACUUCAGGCAAGGCAAUUAUGCAAUUCGUUUGGAUCUGAUUGGAAAAGUGAAGGGGAUAGCUGCAGCUGAAGAUUACUUCAACAGCCUCUCUCCAACUACAGCGGUCCAUUGUGUGUAUGGUGCGCUUCUAAACUGCUAUUGUAAAGCAAAGAUGGCUGAUAAGGCAUUAGAACUUUUUGCUAAGAUGGUUAAAGAUAACAUGGUAGUCAAACCGUUACCUUUCAACAAUCUUAUGUCCAUGUAUGCUGGACUGGGGAAGCAUGAGAAGGUGCUUGUCUUGGGAGAAGAAAUGAAGAAGGAGAAUAUCCGACCAGAUACAUGUACUUACAACUUAUUGAUGAACAGCCAUGCACAUCUGAAUGAUAUUGAGGGAGCAGAAAGAGUUUUUGAAGAGAUGAAACUGGAAAACGGGAAGGAAUGUAAUUGGACGUCGUAUAGUAACUUGGCGAAUAUCUAUAUCAAGGCUGGAUAUCAAGAAAAAGCUAAGUUGGCUCUGCAAAAUGUUGAGAAGGAAAUGGGUUCACAUGAUCGUGAGGCAUACCAUUUCCUGAUCAGCUUGUACGCUGGGGUAUCUGAUCUUGAUUCUGUCCACCGCAUUUGGAAGUCCUUGAAGUCGACAUUGGCUAUCAUAACGAACAGAAGUUAUCUAGUUGUGCUUCAGGCUCUUGGUAAUCUAGGUGACAUCGAAGGGAUGACAAAAUGCUACAAGGAAUGGGAGUGCGCGUGCUCCAGCUAUGACGUUAAGUUGGCCACUGCAGUUAUCCGCGCUUAUUUAAGACACGACAUGGUUGAUGAAGCUGAGUCGGUUCUUGAAGUCGCAAUCCGUAGAUCAGAAGGGCCUUUCUUCUAUCUCUGGGAACAGUUUAUGAUCUUCUAUUUGAACAAGAAUCAGAUAAAACGAGCUUUGCAGAUCAUGGAAACGGCUACAUCCUUAACUCACAAGAUUAAGUGGCAACCUAGAUCAGACACCAUAGGCAAAUUCUUGAACUAUUUCGAGCAAGAGAGCGAUGUAAGUCGUGCUGAGGAGUUCUACCAUUUGAUGAAGAAGGUAAACUGUGUGGACAGCCGUCUCUACAAGUCGUUAAUCGUGACGUAUAAGACUUCCGGAGAAACCAUGCUCGAUAUGUGCGCGAGGAUGGAAGGGGACGGGGUUGAAGUAAGCAGUGAAAUCGAGCAUCUGCUAGCAAGUGCAAGCCCUGAAUAACACGCGUUUCGAAUCCCACCAACGCCUCUCAUUCGAUUGUCCUGCACACCUUUUUGACAGUGGGUGCGGAUAUGGAAGAAAAUGAUGAUGCAGGUAAAGAAGCCUCUCAAUUUUCUCUUUUCAUUUUCAGUUUUAGAAACAUAUAUUUGAUGAGAAGAUUUCGGUUGUUUGAUGAUCAACAGUAGUAGGAUUUGACAUCUCUUCUCAAUUAUGAACUGAGCUAAUCACUCAUUCAGCUGGGUAAAUCUCAACUAUUGUGGAAGUAAUAUCGAUUGUAUUAGUAUAAAUUGUAAAUUCUAUACAUCAUUCGAGUGUGUUGGCCUUGACUGAAUUUUUAUUCUAUAAAAUGCUGUUAAAUCUGAACA
This is a messenger RNA of Salvia miltiorrhiza (redroot sage), 1891 nucleotides long. Its product is annotated as pentatricopeptide repeat-containing protein At1g02370, mitochondrial-like. Gene Ontology annotation, molecular function: protein binding. The record is from RefSeq and is a predicted model, not a curated record. Lineage: Eukaryota; Viridiplantae; Streptophyta; Magnoliopsida; Lamiales; Lamiaceae. Gene Ontology annotation, cellular component: mitochondrion.